Messenger RNA from Lycium barbarum (goji berry), 2164 nucleotides. RefSeq lists its product as uncharacterized. Lineage: Eukaryota; Viridiplantae; Streptophyta; Magnoliopsida; Solanales; Solanaceae. The record is from RefSeq and is a predicted model, not a curated record. The transcript has 5 exons. The coding region runs from base 261 to 1745 and encodes 494 amino acids.
CAUUUUAAGCAAAGCAACAAAAACUGUCUUUCUUUUCUCACUAACACCACUUCACUUUACUCUUCCAACUCCCAAGUUCCAUCCUAACCCUAACCAAGAUUAACAAAAAAAAAAAAAAAACAUAUUGUGCCAUUCUUUAUAGUCUCACCAAAAGGAGGAAUUUUUUUUUUCAAGAAGAAGCUAUGGAUUCUUUGUUAUACAAGUGUAGAAAUGAAGAUUAGAAAAAGGGAAUUAGAGCCACAUUGUUAUAAGUGUUUCCAAUGGGGAAGGGAGAGGAAGAACAGCCAAUACCUGGUACUUCAUUGGAUGCACAAAGUACAACUCAAAAUGCAGAGGAUAGGUGUAGGGGUUGUUGUAAGUUCAAAGGGGUGGUGAGUUUUAAAUGUGUAGUUGUAUUGAUGCUUGGUAUGGGAGUUUUGGUUUCUGCUGUUUUCUUGUUGCCAUUUUUCAAGAAUGGAGAUCUGGGGGAUCUGGAUCUUGAUGACAAGUAUAAAGGUCAUGAUGUAGUUGCCAGUUUCAUGCUUGAGAAGCCAGUUUCCUUUGUCCAGGAUAACAUUUUGCAACUUGCAGAUGGUAUUUUUGAUGAAAUAAGUGUUCCCAAUACUAAAGUGGACAUAAUAUCAUUGGAAAAUACAACUAGAUCGAACAUAACAGAGAUCGUCUUUGCAGUUGACUCUGAAGUGAAAAAUAGAAGGGUCUCUCUAACUGCUCUGAGUUUAGUCCGGUCGGUACUUGAAUCUGUGAUUACUGGCCUAUCAACUCUCCACUUGACAGCACCUUUGUUUGGCGAUCCUUUUUCCUUUGAUGUGCUGAAAUUCAGAGGAGGGAUUACUGUGAGCCCCAAGCAAAGCGGAUUCCCCGUGCAGCAAGUCCAGAUUCUUUUCAACUUCACCUUGAACUUUUCAAUUGAUGAAAUUCAAGAUAAUUUUCAUGAACUAAAAAGCCAGCUCAACUCUGGGUUACAUCUUUCAUCAUAUGAGAACUUGUAUAUGAGUUUGACAAGUAGAAGAGGUUCAACAGUGGAUCCUCCGACUAUUGUUCAGUGUAAAGUCCUUUUGGCAGUUGGGAUAAAUCCCUCCAGUUCAAGGUUGAAGCAAUUGGCUCAUACCAUUGGUUCUAAUUCCGGAAACCUUGGCCUCAAUAACACCGUAUUUGGAAGGGUUAAACAAGUUAGCCUGUCCUCUUUUUUACCACAUUCUCGAGGUAGUAAUAGUGGUAGCCCCUCGCCUUCUCCAGCUCCUCUAUCUCACCAUCACCACCGUCACCACCAUCGAGAUUUAAAUCUUGCUCCUGCAGUAUCACCGGCUCCGAAGGUUGAGAAAGGUGGAUCUAUUAGCAGUCAAGUUUCACCUGUAUCAGCACCAGUACUUGCACCUGCCCCUGCACCUGUACAGCACAAGAGACGUGGGGCCCAACCUCCAUGUCAUUUUGGGAGAUUUCCAAGGAAGGCGAAUAGUCACCACCCGCAUAUGGUUCCUGCUCGAGCACCAGUCCCCGCACCUUAUAUUACUCCCUCGCCUCGUCAGCAAGUACAUGCUCCACCUCCUACUCCACAUGAAAUCACUGCAUCAAGUCCAUUGCCCAAUGUAGUAUAUGCUCAUGUUCAACCUCCACCAAAGAGUAAUUCUGUUGCAGAGCCUCCUGAUAGAUCUGCUUCAGUUUCAUCCCCAUCUUCAUCUUCUGAAGGGAUUAAUUCUUCAAAAUUCUGGUCUCUCCUGCUGUUUCUACUUGUACUACUUCCAUAGCAGCCGGACGAGGGGCAAUUAUUUUUUCACAACAAAAUUUAUCUCCAGUAUUCUCAAAACAAGUUCAACGUCAUUCCAUCUGGACAAAGAAACAAACUUGAGGAGUUUGCAGAGAGAGAGCAAUGCCGAAAGGGCAUCUCUCGCGUUUGCAUGAAUGUGUGCUUUUGUUGUAUUCUUGUAAAUAUUCUAUAAAGAUUCAGUUGGAGAUGCAUUUUUAGGUCAAAGUCACAGAGGUGACGGGCCUGUGAUGACGUGCAUUGCCACUGUUAUGUAUCAUCUCUCUUGCAUAAACAUGAGGGGAAAACACAACCAAGAAAUGUAUAAUAAGCCUUUUUGUUCCUAAGAUCUUGCAAGCCUGUCAUUUGUGAUCUUUAGUACUGAAUGACAGUUUAUUCUUACUAUGUCAUUUGCUGACUCUA